Messenger RNA from Malassezia pachydermatis, 225 nucleotides. Its product is annotated as delta-aminolevulinic acid dehydratase. The transcript has a single exon. Bases 1 to 225 code for a protein of 74 amino acids. Lineage: Eukaryota; Fungi; Basidiomycota; Malasseziomycetes; Malasseziales; Malasseziaceae. The record is from RefSeq and is a predicted model, not a curated record.
AUGAGUACCACUUCACGCAUAGCUACUAUCGACUGGGACAACCUGCAUUUGGAAGAAAAGCGUGCAGCUGAAGGCGAAGACGAGGCUGCGCCCGAGUCGGAAGAGGAAGAUCUAGGCGAUUACGAGGAUGAAGUCGACGAUGACUAUGCACAAAACUACUUUGACAACGGCGAAGACGAUGAUGACAUAGAUGCAGAUGGCGGCGAUGAAGCUGCCUUUGAUUAA